UCGUGUUCAACAUUUUUGUUUAUUACCUUAGCAUAUAUAUAUUUUGGCUACAAAAGAGAAAAUUUAGAUUUUUUCUCAUUAAAAUUCUCGCACGAUAUCCAGCAAAACAAAAAGAUAUUUGAAAUUACCCGUGAUUGAAAUUUAGUUUAAAUUUAACAAAUGGCGCAUCGUAUUUGGACUGUGACGAUUAAGAGACAUCCUCUGCUAUCAGUUCCUACAAUAAAGAUACUAAACGUCCAAGUAAACCGCACUCUAAUGGAGAGAAAGAAUCUGCAACCGUUUUUCACAAAGCCAAGCGUUGUAUUCUCAAAGGAGGCCCUCGCGCAUCAUUGGGGGGCAGUACCCAUUGUAGUGAUCACAUUGGUUGGAUUUACCCUGGAAGUACUGUCCUGGAUUCGCAUAGCCGUUACCCGGGAUGAUGUGUGGUGGACCAAGCACUCGGGAAAUUGCAUGUUUGUGGAGACCCGCAAAGGGUAUCCCGCGCCCAAUCGCAAGUUCUUGACAUUCAAUCAGAAAUAUGAGACUCCACCUGGACUGAUUGAGGCCCUGCAGGGAAAUACGGAUGGUCCUUCGAAUGAUGAAAAAAACACCAAAAAGUAGAGGAAAAUGGCUUCGUAUACGGAGGGGUUCAGAUCCGCUUCGAAGUCGUAUUUAUAAUCCUAUUAUCAGAGAUCAUUGGAUAGAAUUGUGCUGCGACCGUAUGAUUAUACUGGGCAACUGUAAAGAGCAACAAAAUUUCAAAUAAAACGCCUAGUCCGCGACAGGACAUAUCAUAUUAAAA
Molecule: messenger RNA, 781 nt
Organism: Drosophila persimilis
Lineage: Eukaryota; Metazoa; Arthropoda; Insecta; Diptera; Drosophilidae
Exons: 6
Coding region: 160-600 (146 amino acids)
Source: RefSeq, a predicted model, not a curated record